GCGGGGCCGCGCAGAAACGAAUUCUGCGCCGGGAAGCGCUGCGGGCGGCGGCGGCUGCGCUGGGCUGGCGGGCGGCCGCGGCGAUUCCACGUGCUCCCCGCGGCCGGUUGGAACCGUUGGCGGACGCCGGCUGAGAGGCAAUGCUUGCUAUCUUCAGUUGGAGGGACUGACUUUUCACAUGGUGUAUUUUUGACAAGAUUUAAAGCCUAUCUUGGAUAGAGAAUAUUUAAUCAUUUAGCUAAAAAUGGUAUUUUUUACAUGCAAUGCGUGUGGUGAAUCAGUGAAGAAAAUACAAGUGGAAAAGCAUGUGGCUGUUUGCAGGAACUGUGAGUGCCUUUCCUGCAUUGACUGCGGUAAAGAUUUCUGGGGCGAGGACUACAAAAACCAUGUGAAAUGCAUAAGCGAAGACCAGAAGUACGGCGGCAAAGGUUACGAAGGGAAAGCCCACAAAGGCGAUAUCAAACAGCAGGCGUGGGUGCAGAAAGUUAAUGAAUUAAUAAAAAGACCCAAUGUCAGCCCCAAAGUGAGAGAACUUUUAGAGCAAAUUAGUGGUUUUGACAACAUUCCCAGGAAAAAGGCAAAAUUUCAGAACUGGAUGAAGAACAGUUUAAAAGUUCAUAAUGAAUUGAUUCUGGAGCAGGUGUGGAAUAUCUUUUCUGAAGCUUCCAGCAAUGAACCAGCCAGUAAAGGGCAAGAGCAAAAGCCACUCAACCAAGUGGCAAAGCCACCUGCAGAAAUCACCACCACGGUGGCACCUUCCAAAGCCAAUGACACCACGCAAGGACAAGCAGAGGCAAAGAAGAACAAGAGAGAGAGGAAGGAAGAGCGGCAGAAGAAAAGGAAAAAAGAAAAGAAAGAACUAAAAUUAGAAAACCACCAGGAGAAAACCAAGAGUCAGAAGUCUAAAAAGCGCAAAAUGAGGCCUGAGGCCGAGCAGGAGGCGGGAGGGGAGGGUGCCCCCGAGGCCACGGGCCCCACAGGGAACAAGCGCCAGGGCAAGUGUGGAGUGAAUGGAGACGUGGACAAGGAGACAAGCAUGGGGAAAAGGAAGCGCAAGCUUUCCGAAGUUGAAGCAUAUUCUAAGAAGAAAAAGAUUAAGUUCCCAGGACUGGCUGAAGGCAGAGAACCAGAAAACCAUGAAGCUCCUGCAAAAGGUAAAUUCAAUUGGAAGGGGACUAUUAAAGCAGUCCUGAAGCAGGCCCCAGACAAUGAGAUAGCAGUCAAAAAGCUAAGGAAAAAGGUUUUGGCUCAGUAUUACGCGGUGACGAGCGAACACCAUAGGUCUGAAGAGGAGCUCCUGGCCAUCUUCAACAGGAAAGUCAGCAAGAACCCCGCCUUCAAGCUACUCAAGGACAAGGUCAAACUUUUGAAGUGAACAUUUUUCUAUUUAAUAAAUUGAGUCCAUUCUGUUGAUUUCUUCCUUUCACUGCUGUUUGUAAAACAUGUAAUAAAUAAUAACAACUCAAAUUUUGUUUUCUUAUAAGAAAAAUAUAUAUUUUUGGUAGAUCUUUUAUGAGAAAAUAAACUAUAUUGUCCUGAAUCCUCCAGUA
Myotis daubentonii (Daubenton's bat) is the source of this 1550-nucleotide messenger RNA. RefSeq names its product Ly1 antibody reactive (gene LYAR). Gene Ontology annotation, molecular function: DNA binding. Gene Ontology annotation, cellular component: nucleolus. The record is from RefSeq and is a predicted model, not a curated record. Gene Ontology annotation, biological process: negative regulation of transcription by RNA polymerase II; rRNA processing. Lineage: Eukaryota; Metazoa; Chordata; Mammalia; Chiroptera; Vespertilionidae.